UCUUGAGUGGCUCUUGACUCAUCUCUAUUCUCACGAGCACACAAGGAAAAGAUGAUUUUCAUAUUGCGCCGUGCAACAUAAGCAUGUAAUGCAUAAAGCAUGAAAAAUAGGUGCAGCUUUCCGAAAACGAAGUUGGAAAUUGCAAUUCAAGUAUGCAGGAUCCUCAUGUUGAUGUUCUUUUUUUAAAUAUCUCUGCUAAAGUGCUGACAAAUAUGGCAUUUGAGCCAUUGGAUUGGUUUUGUCAGCCAGUGGCAAAUGGGUUAUGGACAAAAGUGGUUCAGAAUGCCUUUGGUGCUUAUACUCCUUGUGCUGUUGAUUCUCUUGUGAUCAUCAUUUCGCAUUUGAUCCUUUUUGGCUUGUGCUUCUAUCGAAUAUGGUUGAUUAACAAGAAUUUCAACGUCAAGAGAUAUUGUUUGAGGUCAAAGCUUUAUAAUUAUGUUUUGGGGUUGUUAGCUGGCUAUUGCACUGCAGAGCCAUUAUUCAGAUUGGUUGUGGGCCUAUCAGUUUUAAAUUUAGAUGGGCAGACUCGUCUUGCUCCAUUUGAGAUGGUUUCACUAAUUGUUGAGGCUCUUGCUUGGUGCUCUAUGCUGGUUCUGAUUCUUGUUGAAACUAGAGUCUAUGUCUAUGAAUUCCGAUGGUUUGUCAGAUUUGGUGUGGUUUAUACUGUAGUGGGGGAUGCUGUCAUGUUCAAUCUUGUAUUUUCAGCAAAGGAAUUCUACACGAGAUCAAUGUUAUAUUUAUACAUAAGCGAGCUUGCCAUACAGGCUUUGUUUGGAAUACUGUUGCUUGUGUAUAUUCCUAAUUUAGAUCCUUAUCCUGGUUAUGCUCCCAUCCGAAGUGAAUUGGUCACUGAUAUUGCAUAUGAAGAACUCCCAGGAGGAGAGCAAAUAUGUCCUGAGAGGCAUAGCAACUUAUUUUCAAAAAUAACUUUUGCUUGGAUGAAUCCUAUAAUGAAGCUAGGAUAUCAAAGACCACUUACUGAUAAAGAUGUAUGGAAAUUGGAUACAUGGGAUCGGACUGAGACUUUGAACAACAAGUUCCAAAGGUGUUGGAAUGAGGAAUCUCGGAAGUCUAGACCAUGGCUAUUAAGAGCAUUAAAUAGUAGCCUAGGAGGAAGGUUUUGGUGUGGAGGCUUUUGGAAGAUUGGCUAUGAUGUUUCCCAAUUUCUAGGGCCUCUUAUAUUGAACAUGCUACUGCAGUCUAUGCAAAGAGGUGACCAGGCGUCAAUUGGCUAUGUGUAUGGCUUCUCAAUAUUUGUUGGAGUGGUUUUUGGAGUUUUAUGUGAAGCUCAAUAUUUUCAGAAUGUCAUGCGCAUUGGUUUUCAGCUUAGAUCAACUUUGGUGGCAGCUGUGUUUCGCAAAUCUUUAAGACUUACUCAUGAAGCCCGAAAGCAAUUUGCAUCUGGAAAAAUAACCAAUUUGAUGACUACUGAUGCUGAGGCACUACAGCAAAUAUGUCAGUCACUUCAUACUCUGUGGUCAGCUCCAUUUCGUAUCAUUGUUGCGCUGGUUCUUCUAUACCAACAACUUGGUGUUGCUUCCAUUCUUGGCGCUUUAAUGCUUGUUCUAAUGUUUCCAGUACAGACUUUUAUUAUUAGUAGAAUGCAAAAGUGGUCCAAGGAAGGGUUGCAGCGUACAGACAAGAGAAUUGGUCUCAUGAAUGAAAUUUUGGCUUCUAUGGACACUGUAAAAUGUUAUGCAUGGGAGAGUAGUUUCCAAUCUAAAGUACAAGUUGUCAGAAAUGAUGAAUUAUCAUGGUUCAAGAAGGCAUUAUUACUUGGCGCGUGUAAUGGAUUUAUACUAAACAGCAUCCCAGUUUUUGUAACUGUUAUUUCAUUUGGAGUGUUCACCUUGCUUGGAGGGGAUUUAACACCUUCGAGAGCAUUUACAUCCCUUUCUUUGUUCGCUGUGUUACGGUUUCCCCUCUUCAUGCUUCCUAAUGUUAUUACUCAGGUUGUUAAUGCAAAUGUAUCCUUGAAGCGUCUGGAAGAGUUGCUCUUAGCAGAAGAACGGAUUCUUAUGCCUAAUCCCCCUCUAGAGCCAGGAUUACCAGCCAUCUCAGUGAAGAAUGGAAAUUUUUCAUGGGAUGCAAAGGCUGGGAGGUCUACAUUGUCUAAUGUCAAUUUGGAUGUACCUGUUGGUUGCGUUGUUGCAAUAGUUGGCAGUACUGGAGAAGGAAAGACAUCGCUCAUAUCUGCUAUGCUUGGGGAGCUUCCACCUACUGCAGAUGCAACUGUUGUUAUAAGAGGGACAGUUGCUUAUGUACCACAAAUUUCAUGGAUCUUUAACGCAACUGUGCGGGAUAACAUUUUAUUUGGUUCUCCUUUUGACCCUGUGAGAUAUGAGAAGGCAAUAGAUGUGACUGAACUGCAGCAUGACCUCGAGUUGCUUCCUGGUGGUGACCUUACUGAAAUUGGUGAAAGAGGGGUGAAUAUCAGUGGUGGUCAAAAACAAAGGGUAUCCAUGGCUAGAGCUGUCUACUCCGAUUCAGACGUGUACAUAUUUGAUGAUCCUUUAAGUGCCCUGGAUGCGCAUGUUGCAAGACAGGUGUUUGAUAAAUGCAUCAAAGGGGAAUUGAGAGGAAAAACUCGAGUUCUUGUUACAAAUCAGCUACAUUUCCUUUCACAGGUCGAUAGAAUUAUACUGGUCCAUGAUGGUAUGGUAAAAGAAGAGGGAACAUUUGAGGAUCUCUCUAACCAUGGACCACUGUUCCAAAAGCUUAUGGAAAAUGCUGGAAAGAUGGAGGAGUAUGCAGAAGAAAACACAGACAGUGAAAGUAUGCAAAAGUCUUCUUCAAAAUCAGUUCCCAACGGAAUGCCUAAUGAUAUGGCAAAAAGUGAAAUUAAAUCAAAAGAAGCCAAAUCUGUUCUUAUUAAACAAGAAGAACGAGAAACAGGUGUUGUCAGUUGGAAAGUUCUACAGAGGUACAAGAAUGCAUUGGGAGGAUUUUGGGUGGUGCUAGUACUCUUUGCAUGCUAUAUCUUAACUGAAGUGUUGCGAGUUUCCAGUAGCACAUGGUUAAGCCAUUGGACUGAUCAGAGUGCAUCAGAGGGUUAUAGUCCUGGUUACUACAAUCUGAUAUAUGCAAGCCUGUCAUUUUGUCAGAUUUUGGUGACUUUAACAAAUUCUUAUUGGCUAAUCAUAUCAAGUCUUUAUGCUGCUAGAAGGUUGCACAAUGCCAUGCUCCACUCUAUUUUACGGGCUCCUAUGGCUUUUUUUCAUACCAAUCCUCUUGGGAGGAUCAUCAAUAGGUUUGCAAAGGAUCUAGGUGAUAUAGACCGGAAUGUUGCUCCUUUUGUGAAUAUGUUUUUGGGCCAGGUUUCCCAGCUUCUUUCAACAUUCAUCUUGAUAGGGAUUGUUAGCACAAUGUCCUUGUGGGCAAUAAUGCCAUUAUUGGUGUUGUUUUAUGGAGCCUAUCUAUAUUAUCAGAGCACAGCCCGUGAAGUGAAGCGCUUAGAUUCUAUCAGCAGAUCACCUGUAUAUGCUCAAUUUGGAGAAGCACUUAAUGGUCUAUCAACUAUCCGUGCUUACAAAGCUUAUGAUCGAAUGGCUGACAUUAAUGGAAAAGCCAUGGACAAUAAUAUACGAUUCACUCUUGUGAACAUGAGUGGUAACCGAUGGCUUGCAAUUCGUCUGGAAACUUUGGGUGGCCUUAUGAUAUGGUUUACUGCAUCUUUUGCUGUAUUGCAAAAUGGGAGGGCUGAGAACCAGCAGGCAUUUGCUUCCACAAUGGGGCUACUGCUUAGUUAUGCUUUAAAUAUUACUAGUUUGCUCACUGCGGUGCUCAGACUUGCAAGUCUGGCUGAGAAUAGUUUAAAUGCAGUUGAGCGUGUGGGUUCUUAUAUUGAUUUGCCUUCAGAGGCUCCAUCUAUCAUUGAGAGUAAUCGUCCUCCUCCUGGUUGGCCAUCAUCUGGAUCAAUUAGAUUCGAAGAUGUUGUUCUUCGAUAUAGGCCAGAACUUCCACCUGUCUUACAUGGAUUGUCUUUCACAAUUUUUCCAAGUGACAAGGUUGGCAUUGUCGGGAGGACAGGAGCAGGAAAAACUAGCAUGUUUAAUGCUUUAUUUCGACUCGUAGAGUUAGAAAGAGGAAAAAUCUUAAUUGAUGACUGUGAAAUUGCUAAGUUUGGACUGACUGAUUUACGUAAAGUUCUUGGAAUUAUCCCACAGUCACCUGUUCUCUUUUCAGGAAGUGUGAGAUUUAAUCUUGAUCCUUUUAAUGAGCAUAAUGAUGCUGACCUUUGGGAGGCUCUGGAGAGAGCACAUUUGAAGGAUGUGAUUCGGAGGAAUUCAUUGGGGCUUGAAGCUGAGGUAUCUGAGGGAGGAGAAAAUUUCAGCGUUGGACAGAGGCAACUAUUGAGUCUUGCUCGUGCAUUAUUGCGGAGAUCAAAGAUAUUGGUACUUGAUGAGGCAACUGCAGCGGUUGAUGUCAGAACUGAUGCACUGAUACAGAAAACAAUUCGAGAAGAGUUUAAAUCCUGUACCAUGCUCAUUAUAGCUCAUCGACUUAAUACCAUUAUUGACUGCGAUCGGAUCCUUCUACUUGAUGGUGGGCAGCUCCGUGAAUAUGGGACCCCUGAGGAGCUACUGUCAGACAACGAUAGUGCUUUCUCAAAGAUGGUACUAAGUACUGGAGCUGCCAAUGCUCAAUAUUUACGCAGCUUAGUGCUCAAUGGGGAUGGUGGAAACAAGCCAGUGCAAGAGGGGAAGCACCUCGAUGGACAGCGAAGAUGGCUAGCUUCCUCUCGCUGGGCAGCUGCAGCGCAAUUUGCCCUUGCUGUCAGCCUGACCUCAUCCCAGAAUGACCUUCGCCAAUUGGAAAUUGAAGAUGACAACAGUAUUCUCAAGACAGCCAAGGAUGCCGUUAUAACGUUGCAGGGAAUUUUGGAUGGAAAGCAUGAUAAAGAAAUUGAGGAAUCUUUAGAUCAACACCAGAUAUCACCUAACAGAUGGUGGUCAUCCCUUUUCAAGAUGAUUGAGGGUCUGGCUAUGUUGAGCAGAUUAGCCCGGAAUAGGCUGCACCAAUCUGACUACAAUUUUGAAGACACGUCAAUAAAUUUUGACCAUGUUGAUAUGUAGGGAAAUCUGCUCUCUGCAUUAGUUAACAUUAGUCUCAGCCUUCUUCCUGCUUAUGAAUUGUUCAAUAAGGGUGUUUUAAGGCCCAUUUUAAUCUGCUGGCUACACAACCCAGAUAUGUAUAAAGGAAUAUAUUUUUAUGUGGUCAUAUUUUGUACUCGAAUUUGUAGGAAGGUUUAACCGUGAAUUGCUGGGCUACAAACUUUUGAAAUAGUUCAUUAGCAUAAUCUAGAAGUGGAACAGUCUUAUCAAUAGAGCUUCUGAAUGUAUUUUUAGUGAAUCUAA
Molecule: messenger RNA, 5357 nt
Organism: Prosopis cineraria
Lineage: Eukaryota; Viridiplantae; Streptophyta; Magnoliopsida; Fabales; Fabaceae
Product: ABC transporter C family member 2-like
Exons: 29
Coding region: 153-5075 (1640 amino acids)
Biological process (GO): transmembrane transport
Cellular component (GO): membrane
Molecular function (GO): ABC-type transporter activity; ATP hydrolysis activity; ATP binding
Source: RefSeq, a predicted model, not a curated record